AUGGCUUUGUCAUGGAAUAUUCGACUCAAGCGUAAAUCAUGGUUUAGAUUCGUCGUACCAAUCAUUGUUCUGGGUUUAUUAUGCUACGGUACAUGGGCUUACUGUCAUAAACUAUGCUAUGAGCAAGUCGACAAAAAACUCCAUCACAGAUCUGUCGCUGUUGGUCUCAUAUGCGUGGUAUGUUUCCUAGACAUAGUUGUGAUUUUUAUAUGGUUUCAAAUGGUUCUUUGGAUCGGUCCAGGUAUCCAACCGCAGGUAGCACCUUUUCUAAUUGUUCCCGUAACUUCUAAAGAGUUGACUAGCGACGAUUCCCAAAAUGCUUCAGUAGAAUACGACGCCGUGAUUCCUCCAAAGUGUUACCAGUCCGACCCUAACGGAUAUCCGAUAUGGUGCAGUCCCUGCCAAAGUCUAAAAAUGGAACGAAGUCAUCACUCCUCAGAGUUAGGUCACUGUAUUCCUCGGUUUGAUCAUUACUGUGUGUGGAUAGGAACCAUCAUUGGUAGAGAUAACUAUAGACCCUUUGUUCAAUUUACUGGUUAUUUUUCAAGUCUUUUACUGAUUAUGUGGGUAUCCAUCUGCGUUUUUAUAAGGAAUAUUACCCAACAUCAUCACAAUCAUAAUUCUCCUUUAAAUGCGAAUGUCUUCUUGACGUUGGCUUUCGCCAUCUUCGGAUGGUUGUUCACCACAAGUAUGUUAGCAUCGAAUAUUUUUUACAUGUGUCAGAACAAGACGUACUUAGAGGCAAUCAUGGAUAGCAAAAGGAAAAACUUCGGAACAAGAAAGAUAUUUUGCUACUACUCGGAAGCCAACAAAUUGCGGUUUGUGGUAGAGUUUGAGAGGACCGAGUUUCACUCCUUCUGGAGUAAAAAGACAAUCUUCGCCAACAUAAAGGACUUCAUGGGUCCUAAUAUGCUGAUGUGGUUAAUCCCUUUUGGUAAGCCCUUAUCGUUUUCAUGCAAAUCUAACGACAAAGGCCGUCCAUUUCGAAGUGGUGAGAGAACUACCUUAGCGGAAAUACUGGGCCCAUACGAAGAGUUCCUUAGUGAUUACACCAUUCAGGCCAUUGAAGACAAGAUAUCGAAGGGUAACUAUUUGGCUACUUUGCGGGCUUCUGGCGAUGUCAUCAAUCCUGAUUAA
Messenger RNA from Saccharomyces mikatae IFO 1815, 1137 nucleotides. It is a transcript of the gene PFA5, whose product is annotated as palmitoyltransferase PFA5. Gene Ontology annotation, cellular component: endoplasmic reticulum; Golgi apparatus. Bases 1 to 1137 code for a protein of 378 amino acids. Gene Ontology annotation, biological process: peptidyl-L-cysteine S-palmitoylation; protein targeting to membrane. The transcript has a single exon. The record is from RefSeq and is a predicted model, not a curated record. Gene Ontology annotation, molecular function: protein-cysteine S-palmitoyltransferase activity. NCBI's taxonomy places the organism in Eukaryota, Fungi, Ascomycota, Saccharomycetes, Saccharomycetales, Saccharomycetaceae.